GCACGUAGGACUCCUCAAGGGUGGUUCUGUCAGAGCGGUUCUGGUUCUGAUCGGCUGCAGAAACUCUGUUGGACUUCUCCGGCCGAAGCUUCAUCAGGAUGCAGCAGAUUCUCGUCACGGCUCUCAUCUGUGUGGUGGCGGGUCAGCAGGUGGAGCAGCGGGCCGGCUACGCAUGCACGGAGGGCUACGAGUUCAAUGUGGAGGAGCAGGAAUGUAAAGACAUCAACGAGUGUGAGAUGUUGCCCGAUGCCUGUAAAGGACAGAUGGGUUGCAUCAACCACUACGGUGGAUACUUCUGUCUGCCGCAGAAUGCACAGAUCAUCAUCACCAACGGCGACGAUCAACCUGCUGCCACCACCCGGCCCCCACCGCCACUCCUCAUCCCCCUCCUGGCUGGACCGAGUCGCCGGGGCAACUACCAGACCACCGGCAAUGUUGCCAGGGUGACCACCGUCCAGUGUCCCGCUGGAUUCACUGCUGAUGGCUUUGGCUUCUGCAGAGAUGUGAACGAGUGUUUUCCCAGCAGCCCCUGCCAACAUCACUGCUACAACCUGCCAGGAUCCUUCCUGUGUCGCUGUGAUCUGGGUUAUGAGCUGAGUCCAGACCAGCUGAGCUGCUACGAUGUAGACGAGUGCCUGAUGUCCUCCUACAUGUGUCAGUGGCAGUGUGUCAACCAGCUGGGCUCCUAUGGCUGCAUCUGUCCUGAGGGAUACCAGCUCCAGGGAACACGCAUGUGCAACGACAUUAACGAGUGUGAAAUUGGACCGAGCUGCCGUGAUGACCAAAUGUGUUGGAACUACUUUGGGGGUUAUCGCUGUUAUCCCAGAAACCCCUGCCAGGAGCCCUACAUCCAAACCGGAGAGGGCCGCUGCAGCUGUCAGUCUCUGAGCGCGUGCAGAGGGCUGCCUCCAUCCAUCGUCUACAAGUACAUGAGCAUCACGUCGGAGCGCUCGGUGCCGGCCGACAUCUUCCAGAUCCAGGCCACCAGCGUGUUGCCCAACAUGAUCAACACCUUCAGGAUCAAAGCCGGCAAUGAAGACGGACAGUUCUUCCUCAGGAGGUCCAGUAACGUGAGCGCCAUGCUAGUGAUGACGCGGCCUCUGACUGGUCCCAGAGAGCACGUCCUGGACCUGGAGAUGGUGACGCAGAACUCAGCUCUGAGUUUUCGGUCCAGUUCGGUUCUCCGCCUCACCAUCAUCGUGGGACCGUACGUCUUCUAGGAACACCCGCAGAACCUGAACAUGUUUGUUUGGGUCACAGAGCAGCUGUUUAACCUUCAGACCUGCAGAGUUUUACAGAAUGAACCAUCUGACAUGUUGACUGACUUCCACCCAUCAUUUCAACUGUUUCAUGUCUGGACUCAAGAUUCUGUUUAAUUUCUGAUCUGCUUAUAAAUCCAGGGGAGGUGAAGCAGCUUCUAGAAAGAUCAAUAAAUAUCUUUGUUCUCUACUUUUUAA
Messenger RNA from Stegastes partitus (bicolor damselfish), 1457 nucleotides. RefSeq names its product EGF-containing fibulin-like extracellular matrix protein 2. The transcript is spliced from 8 exons. Gene Ontology annotation, molecular function: calcium ion binding. The record is from RefSeq and is a predicted model, not a curated record. Lineage: Eukaryota; Metazoa; Chordata; Actinopteri; Pomacentridae. Bases 99 to 1220 code for a protein of 373 amino acids.